Messenger RNA from Procambarus clarkii (red swamp crayfish), 963 nucleotides. Its product is annotated as SUMO-interacting motif-containing protein 1-like. NCBI's taxonomy places the organism in Eukaryota, Metazoa, Arthropoda, Malacostraca, Decapoda, Cambaridae. The record is from RefSeq and is a predicted model, not a curated record.
AUGCUCCCACCGCUCACUCUUCCAUACCUGUUACCACACCUGCUCCCACCGGUCACUGUUCCAUACCUGUUACCACACCUGCACCCACCGGUCACUGUUCCAUACCUGUUACCACACCUACUCCCACCAGUUCCACACCUGCCUCACCUGACGCAGACGCUGCCUCACCUGACGCAGGCGCUGCCUCACCUGACGCAGGCGCUGCCUCACCUGACGCAGGCGCUGCCUCACCUGACGCAGGCGCUGCCUCACCUGACGCAGGCGCUGCCUCACCUGACGCAGGCACUGCCUCACCUGACGCAGACGCUGCCUCACCUGACGCAGACGCUGCCUCACCUGACGCAGACGCUGCCUCACCUGACGCAGACGCUGCCUCACCUGACGCAGACGCUGCCUCACCUGACGCAGACGCUGCCUCACCUGACGCAGACGCUGCCUCACCUGACGCAGACGCUGCCUCACCUGACGCAGACGCUGCCUCACCUGACGCAGACGCUGCCUCACCUGACGCAGACGCUGCCUCACCUGACGCAGACGCUGCCUCACCUGACGCAGACGCUGCCUCACCUGACGCAGACGCUGCCUCACCUGACGCAGGCGCUGCCUCACCUGACGCAGGAGCUGCCUCACCUGACGCAGACGCUGCCUCACCUGACGCAGACGCUGCCUCACCUGACGCAGGCGCUGCCUCACCUGACGCAGGCGCUGCCUCACCUGACGCAGACGCUGCCUCACCUGACGCAGACGCUGCCUCACCUGACGCAGGCGCUGCCUCACCUGACGCAGGCGCUGCCUCACCUGACGCAGGCGCUGCCUCACCUGACGCAGGCGCUGCCUCACCUGACGCAGGAGCUGCCUCACCUGACGCAGACGCUGCCUCACCUGACGCAGGCGCUGCCUCACCUGACGCAGACGCUGCCUCACCUGACGCAGGCGCUGCCUCACCUGACGCAGACGCUGUGA